Owenia fusiformis is the source of this 336-nucleotide messenger RNA. The record is from the annotation of a GenBank genome assembly. NCBI's taxonomy places the organism in Eukaryota, Metazoa, Annelida, Polychaeta, Sabellida, Oweniidae.
UUUUGACGCUCAUCAACUUGUUAGUGUUAUAAACGAGAAUUGCAAUGAAGUAAAACUUGAAAACAAGUCACAGCUUUUGAGUAUCUUAGAAUUAAUCACCAUGGCAUCCGAGAAGGUAGUACAACGUGAAGUUGCCAGGCUUGUAAAUGCAGAAGAAAAAUAUGUAUGCUCCCUCGAUGCUAAAUCGAUUGUGAAAGCCCAGAAGGAAUUAAAAGAGAAUCCAAAGGAAAGACAAGCAAUUGUUGAUCAACUUCGAAAAUGGAUUAUGGAACAACCCCAUUUCAAAUGUUCAACUGGUAAGGGGGAUAAAUGUUUUACCAAGGUAAUGGAAAUAGG